AUGGAAAGGAGAGGACAACCCUUCACCGCCUUAUUGUUCUUGGCUGAUAUUUUUGGCUUUGGGGCGGCGACUAUACCUAUAUAUGUAUAUAUGCAACCCCAUCACCUCUCAGCGGCCAUUAUUCACCAAUUAUACACUCCACAAAAAUCCCACUGGGAUUUCCUCUCUAAUCUGCUCCAAAAUCCCAAGAAACUAAUUCAAGAACAUAUUUUGAUGAUGGAUCAUGAAGAUUAUAAAAGCCUAUUUUCUUCUUCUUCUUCUUCUGGGGAGUCUGAUAUUUCUACACCGCCUACUACGAUGCCAUUUUCUUCAUCAGAAUCCUUCCCUUUGCCUUUAUCAGUGGUACCUCCAUUUCCUAAACCACAAGAGCCCCCACCUUUAAAAAACUCUGAUCCUUUUCCACCCCAAUUUGAAUUCAAAGGCGUUCCAAUUGGAGAAACCGCAGCUCCGAAUAGUGUAGGUGGUUCUGGGGAUUUAUUCGGUAUGCCACAGCCUAUGGAGUGCUUGCAUGAGACCGCAAUUCCUCCAUUCUUGUCAAAGAGUUUCGAUUUGGUGGAUGAUCCUUCAUUGGAUUCUAUAAUUUCUUGGGGAGCAAAGGGCAACAGCUUUGUUGUGUGGGAUCCUGUGGAAUUUGCUAGGAUUAUUUUGCCAAGGAAUUUCAAGCACAACAAUUUUUCAAGUUUUGUUCGGCAACUUAAUACAUAUGGAUUUCGUAAAAUUGAUACUGACAAGUGGGAGUUCGCCAAUGAAGGAUUUUUAAGAGGGAAGAGACAUUUAGUGAAAACAAUCCAGAGACGAAGAAAACCUCAGUCUCUGCAGAUUGGAAGCUUGUCUGGAUCAUCUAGUGAGGCAGGGAAAGCUGCAUUGGAAGGUGAAUUAGAACAUUUAAGGAAAGAGAAAAGCUCAAUGAUGCAGGUAGUGGUUGAAAUGCAGCAUCAACAGCGAGAUACAUUUCAGCACAUGGAAACUGUUAAUGAAAAGCUCCAGGAAGCAGAGAAGAGGCAGAAACAAAUGGUUUCGUUCUUGGCUAAAAUGUUUCAGAAUCCAGCCUUUCUAGCUCAUAUUCAGCGAAAGGAGCGAAAUGGCAUAACUUCUCCGAGAAGAAAAUUUUUAAAACAUCGACAUGAGUCAGGUACACCUGACUCAUCCCUCGAGGGGAAGACUGCGAAGUGUAGACCCAAACUAAAAGAUUUUGCCGUGGCUUCUGAACCUUUGGAGUUCAAUCCCGUUCCUGAUUAUCCUUUACAAAAUACGGGAGAAAACCUUGCUUUUGAUGAAGAGUGCGUUCCGUUUCAGGUUGAAAAUACUGAUCACGAUGAAUUGGCGCUGAUAACCCAGGAACAGACAGGACUUCCAAGUCUGAACACUCUAAAUCAGUUUAAAAUAGGAAAGAAUGUAAUGAAUCCUGAGCAGCAAGUCACUCCCGAGUAUGAAAUCUCUUUCCCUGAGGACUUGGCUAGGGAGAAGAAUUUUCUUGAAAUAUCGUCACCAGGAAUUGAAAGUAUGGUCAAAGAAGAGGUCAAAUGGAACUUAGGCUUUGAAGCCAGUGAUGAUAUAUCUAGUUAUACAAACGAGUUAUGGGGUAACCUUAGCAAUUAUGAGAUGCUGGAAUUAGGUGUUAGCAGCGGCAUAUCUGACAUUUGGGAUAUAGGUUCACCGCAGCCCUGGGGAAUUUCAGGCAUUGAGACGUGGCCAGACGAACACUCGCCAUGA
Fraxinus pennsylvanica is the source of this 1713-nucleotide messenger RNA. Lineage: Eukaryota; Viridiplantae; Streptophyta; Magnoliopsida; Lamiales; Oleaceae. The record is from the annotation of a GenBank genome assembly.